CAGCACGGGCGAGGGAUCUAGUUAAUUUAUUUCUAUGCUCACAACAAGUUAGCUAACACAAGCUAGCUAACAAUAACAGUGUUUAUUAUAGCGUGUUUAAACCGGUUUAAACUGUUUAGAGUUAAGAGUAAAUUAAACUUCUGUGACGUUUAGUGUAUACUAAACCCUAAAGAUAAAAUCUGGGUUAACGGAGCAGAGAGGAAAUCCCGGCGGAUUGGUCUUUUGUUUGUCAGAAAAUCCAGUGAAAACACAGGUGGUAGGUCUGCCAGCAGAUCCAGUUUCUGAUACAUGAUGGAGACACAAGGACAUCAGAGUUUCCCUGAGAUGGGACCAUCAGCUCCAUGCAGUAAACACAUGUUAGACAGCUACAGGUGUUCUCAGUGCAAUCAGGUUUUCUCUAAGCCACUGGAUCUAAAAAAACACUUUAAAAAUGAACACAAAGACCACGAGUCCAGAGGCCCAUUCACCUGCUUGGAGUGCCACUGUCAGUUCAGCUGCUCGAACCAUCGGGACUACCGGGAUCACCUGGUGUCGACACACGGUCUGAAGCUCAUCCCCUGCUCCGAAAGCUCCUGUAAAUCAUCAUUUCUCACACAAGGAGACAUGGAAAAGCACCGCAGAAGCCACAUGCCAUUUGGGUGCUUUCACUGUCAGUUUGUCUCUCAAAAUGCAAAAAACAUGAAAGUGCAUCUGUUGGAACACAACCAUCUGGCCAAGAACAGCCCAGGAAACGGGACUGAGUCGACAUCCAGGAAACGUCUGAGAACGUCAGUAGAAAACAACAUCUCUUCAUCACCACAUGCAGCUCCUCUGCCAUCCAAAGAGUACCUUGCUGAGGGGACUGAGAACACUUAUCGCACCCACACCUGCCCCAAAUGUCGCCGCUGCUUCAAGAUGCGCUCUCACCUGCAGGAACAUCUGCGUCUACACUUCCCCGACCCCAGCCUCCAGUGUCCCACCUGCAACCGCUUCUUCACCAGUAAGAGCAAGCUGCGCUUGCACAGACUCCGCGAGGCUGGUGAGAAGACCCAUCGCUGCCAUUUGUGUGACUAUUCUGCUGUGGAGAGGAACGCCAUCCGCCGCCAUGUUGCCAGCGUGCAUUCAGUGGAUUCAGAGGACACCAUGAAAAGUCAGAGCUUCCUCUGUCCAACGUGUGGUCAAAGUUUUCACCAGAGCAGGGCCCUAAAGGCUCACAUGAAGACACACAACGUCCUGUCAGACUGCACACCGUUGGACUGUUUCCAGGAAGGUUGUGCUUUCCAAAGUUCUGUUCGUAGAGAUCUUCUCAAACACGCCUCUGAGGUGCACGGCAUCAAAGCGGCAGAGUGUCGUCACCACGCCUGUGGCGCCGUGUUUAGGUGCCACGAGGACAUGGAGGCUCAUUAUCGAACUCACCUGGCCUACCACUGCUCGGACUGCCGCUUCGCCUGCUCUAAUAAAUCCCUCUUCCUGCAGCACCGGAGACUCGGCCACUCUGGAAACGAGAGGCUUUGCUGUGACUUCUGCCCCUUUGACACCUUUAACCCCAUGGAGUUUGAGCAGCACGUUGGACAUUUACACGCCAACGAGAAGAUCCACCGCUGUUCUCAGUGCAGCUUCGUCACCUCACAUAAGCGUGGAUUGAAGAGACACGUGUUGAUGCACAGCAGUGAGAAGCCCCACAAGUGCAGCCUCUGUGAUUUCAGGUGCAGAGACGAGUCCUACCUCUCUAAACACAUGCUGACCCACGAGGACGAGAAGAACUUUAUGUGUGCUGAAUGUGGUUACGUCACCAAGUGGAAACACUAUCUCACCGUCCACAUGAGGAAACAUGCAGGAGAUCUCAGGUAUUCGUGUGAUCAGUGCUCCUAUCAGUGUCACCGCAUGGACCAACUAAAGAGCCACAAAUUACGGCAUCAAGCUGAAUCGCUCAUCUGUGAGAUCUGCGCUUACGCCUGCAAGCGCAAAUGCGAGCUUCGCAACCACAUGCUGGCCAAACACUGUGGACAGGAGAAGACGCGCGCUGCCUUUAGGUGUAAAUACUGUACGUACACGACCUGCUACCGGCAAGCACUGCAGAACCACGAGAACUGCAAACACACCAAGCUGAAGGAGUUUCACUGUGCCCUCUGUGUCUAUUCGUCCUUCAGCAGCAUCAGCCUCUUCCUGCACAAGAGGAAAGUCCACGGGUAUGUCCCCGGGGACAAGGCAUGGCUGGAGAACUACGCAGCAAAGGAAAAGGAGCGGAGUUCUGCCAAGUUCAUGCAGGGUUUUUAUGUGAAAUCGUCUGUAGAUCAUAAACUCCCUGAACAGCCCACCUGUGGAUCCGAAGCUCAGCUCAUCUCAGCUGCCGCUGGACGAGCUGGGAAUUUUGUUUUUGAUGGUUCUCAGGAUGUUGUGAGUGAAAGCGCUGUACCGUACUGUACCCUUGUGCUGACCACACUAACAACUGCUGAAGACCAAACAGAAGUUUCACAAACGGAGGAUGCAAACUGCAAAAGUGUUUCAUCCUUGGAUAGCUGCAGACCCGAAAGAUCAGACCCAUCGAUGCUUGCAAGCUCGCUGGAGGAAGAGAACGUGCAAAGUGAAGAGAGUUUCACAAAUACAGAAGACCAGACACAUGAAGUGGAAAAUAAUGAUCAAAACCAGCUGCCAGAAGCAGAGAUUCGUCUGAAAGCUCUAAAGGAACUUGACAAGGAGCAAGCAGAAGCCAUGGUUCUAGAGGGGCGGGUCCGGAUGCUCGUGGUGCCGUCUGAAGAGGUUUACUGCUGUGACAAAUGCUCGUAUGUAACAUGCAAGGAGACUGCUCUGAGACAUCACCGCAGAGCUGUGUGCACUGGCAGGAUUAAGGCACAUGAGUGCCAGGCCUGCGGAGUGGAGUUCAAACAGAGACGAGGGCUCCAGUUCCACCUCAAGAAGUGUUCGGCGCUUCCACGCGAGACCAGAACGUCCACAGAUGUUUCAAAUCCACGUUUCACCCCAAGAGAACCUUCUGCUUCAGGAUCUGAGCGAGUGGAAGGAGGAGGACGUUCAGAUCAGGUUCCGACAGAAUGUCCCCCCACACCCACACAAAGGCUUUACGUUAAAGCAGGCGGGAGAUUCAGGUGCCAGCUGUGCAGCUUUUCCUCCCUGCAGCUACGGACAGUCAGACGACACCUGUCUACCUGCAGGGAAACGAAUCUGGAGCAUGUGGAUGAGAUUGGUGAAAGCAGUAAACUAGAUCAUCCACCAAAACGUUUGCAGUGCCAGCUCUGCGUCUUCAGCUGUAGACAGCAGCGAUCCAUGAAGCAUCAUUUAUCACUUAAGCACAAAGGUUCUGGGCCUCAUCGCUGCCGGUUCUGCCCCUUCGGCACCACGAGGCGCUACCGCCUGGAGGAGCACGAAUCUCUGCACACGGGAGUUGGCCGUCACAGCUGUGACACGUGCAACAAGACCUUUGGUGCCAUGUCCAAACUGCGUCAGCACAAGAAGCGGGUCCACGACAAGCAGCCGUCAUACUCCUGCUCCCGGUGCGACUUCGGAGGCUGCACGCUGGACGAUGUCCAACGACACCACCGCAGAUGUCACACCGGGGAGUUGCAGGAUGUUUGCACUCAUUGUGACUCUCGGUUUAGUUCUGAGAUCGCUUUGAGAAACCACUGCAAGCGUGUGCAUCAGCUCCAGGCCCGGUUCUCAUGCAAGAAAUGUGACUUCACCUGUAGCAGUGACGUGGUUCUGAAGAACCACCAACUGGACAGACACCCCGAGGUGAAUUGCACCACCUGCCAGGAAUCCUUCGAGACAAAGGAAUGCCUCGAGGUCCACCAAAGAACUCACCUGCCUCAUCGGUGUCAGUGCUGCUGCUUCACAGCCAAAACCCGGCAGCUGUUGGCCCAGCACCUCCUGAGUGAACACGAGGAGGGGCCUUCGGAGGACAAACCUCUCAGGUGCAGCGUUUGUCAGUUCGCUUGUCGGCAUCGGCUGGUUCUGGAGCAGCACCUGCGCUCACAUGGAACCAAGCGCUUGUACAAAUGCACGGACUGCGAGUACGAGACCCGAAACAAGCAGAAGAUCACGUGGCACAUUCGUAUUCACACAGGAGAGAAACCGUACGGUUGUGAGAGGUGCAGCUACGCGUGCUCGGAUCCCUUUAGGUUAAAGCUUCACAUGAGAGUUCACCAAGAAGAGAAGAAGUACCUCUGUCCAGAGUGUGGCUACAAGUGCAAGUGGGCGACUCAGCUGAAGUACCACAUGACCAAGCACACAGGAGAGAAACCGUACGGAUGUGAUGAGUGUGAAUACCGGACCAACAGAGCGGACGUCCUCCGGGUGCACCGGGACACACAGCACUGCCAGACGCGUCUCUAUAUCUGCGAGAAAUGUGGCAAAGCCUUCAAGACAAGUUUCGUGCUGAAGACCCACCAGCGGGAGCACAGCGACGACCGGCCGUACGCGUGUGGACUCUGUCAGAAGUCCUUCCGAUGGCCGGCGGGUCUCAGGCAUCACUACCUGUCCCACACCAAGCAGCAGCCUUUCAGCUGCUGCCACUGCUCCUACAGAGCCAAGCAGAAGUUCCAGGUGGUGAAGCACCUGCGGAGGCACCAUCCAGAGGCGUCGGUGGAGCUGGGAGUGCGGAGAGAUCCUGAGGGUGGUGGUCUCACGCUGAAAGAGGCUCUGCAGGGGACGCUAGGAAAGGAAGCAUCGCAAGGAGCAGCCAAUGAGGACGGAGACAUUCGUGAGUGUGCGGCAGCGAUGUAAACUUCAGAGAGACGGUCGGGCUCUCCGGGUCCCCAUCAGCCACCUCCUCCUCAUCACUGGCUUCAUAUGCCAGAGUUUCAUCGAGACGCGUUUCCAGACCGCCACUUUUCUUGGCUUUGAGUAAAAUCUUCCCCCUCAGUUGCUGUAAAACACACAGAGCGAGAGAGAGCUGUCGGUUGUCCACAGCAAAGCAACAGGAGGUGCUCCGUCUUGUUGCUCCUAACUAAAUGCUGCACUGCAACAUUAUUGACUAAACCUGCACAGGACUCCGCAUCGCUCCAAGUUAACAUUGAUUAUUUUAAGUGCUCUGAUGGAGAAGAGCCUCUGAAUGAUGUUAGUGCUUUUAGCAUAAAUCUUUAAAAUAUCCAAUAUACUGAAGUUCACCUGCUAUUUUUAAAGAGGUUUAUGAGUGAAUGCAGUAGAACCACGAAUGAUCAAAUGUUUCUGGGAAUGUUCAAAAUAAAUAGAUAUUAGCUUUUUUUCUUGUUUACUUACAUUAUUUUAAUUUUACUUUACAACAUUUGGUUUAUCCUGUAAUAAACAAUAAACACGAUCUAUCUGUCUGUC
Molecule: messenger RNA, 5283 nt
Organism: Nothobranchius furzeri (turquoise killifish)
Lineage: Eukaryota; Metazoa; Chordata; Actinopteri; Cyprinodontiformes; Nothobranchiidae
Gene: znf142
Product: zinc finger protein 142
Source: RefSeq, a predicted model, not a curated record